Messenger RNA from Moneuplotes crassus, 1603 nucleotides. Lineage: Eukaryota; Ciliophora; Spirotrichea; Euplotida; Euplotidae. The record is from the annotation of a GenBank genome assembly.
UUUAAAUUUACUACUAGUUACUUCAUCCAAAAAUGGAAGAUUCAGAUGAUAUUCGCAUUAGACAAGAAACAGAAAAUAUCGAAAAUUGGUGGACAGAUGAGAGAUUCAAUGAUACUAACAGAAAUUACACUGCAAGAGACGUUGCUGUUAUCAGACCCUCCAUUUCUUUGACAACUCCCUCUCACUACUUGUCAAGGAAGUUGUACUUCACUUUGAGGAGAAAUUUCAAGAAGGGUGCUGUUUCUAAUACUUUUGGAGCUCUUGACAAUAUCCAGGCGAUUACUAUGAGCAAAUAUCUUACCUCCAUUUAUGUGAGCGGGUGGCAACUCUCAUCCAACUGAGACGAACCAGGACCAGACUUUGCUGAUUACCCAUCUAUCACCGUGCCUGAGCAUGUAAACAAGUUGGUCAAUGCUCAGAUCUUCCAUGAUAGGAAGCAGAAUGAAGAGAGAUCUAGAAUGUCUGCUCAGGAGAGGAAGGAUACACCUAGAAUUGACUACCUAACACCUAUUAUUGCAGAUGCUGAUGCUGGUUUUGGAGGUGUUACUAGUGUCAUGAAACUGACAAAGGCCUUCAUCGAAGCUGGAGUAUCUGGAAUCCAUAUUGAAGACCAGAAGGCAGGUGCUAAGAAAUGUGGUCAUCUCGGAGGAAAAGUUCUUGUAAAUACUAAAGAACAAAUGCAAAGACUCUAUGCUGCAAGAUUACAAGCAGAUGUAAUGGGAUGCGACUUAGUAAUCGUUGCAAGAACUGAUUCUUACUCAGCUGCUUUCUUAGAUACUAACAUUGAUCCUCUCGACCAUCCUUAUAUUUUGGGUGUUGUCGAUGAAGAAUAUCCUGAUAACUUAAUGACCUUCCCAGAGGCUGGUGAGAAGGCUAUUGCAGAGACUUUUGUCAACGAGUCAAGAAUCAAUAAAAUGCUCAAAGUUUGGAACGCCAACUGUACGAACAUGUCCUUGAAAGAAGCUCGUGAAUUUGCCAAAGAACUCGGGUUCGAAUUGAAAUUCGAUUGGGAAGCUUGUCGCUCAGAUGAAGGAUACUACAAAAUCAAGGGCACUCUAGACUACUGUGUAAAGAGAGGAAGAAAGUUUGCUGAGGUAGCUGAUCUUCUGUGGAUGGAGACACCAAAGCCAGAUUUGAAACUCGCCAAAGGAUUCGCAGAUGGAAUCCACGCUGUUAAGCCUGACCAAAUGCUAGCAUAUAAUUUAUCUCCAAGUUUCAACUGGGAUGCAUCAGGAAUGAAUGAGGAAGAAAUUGCCGCUUUUAUUCCAUCAUUGGGUAAGAUGGGAUACUGCUGGCAAUUCAUCACCCUUGCUGGAUUCCAUCUGAAUGCAUUGAUGUGUGAAAUUUUUUCAAGAGAAAUUGGCACACAAAACAUGAUGAGAUAUGUAGAACUCAUCCAAAGAGCUGAGAGAAGAGAGAAUGUUGCACAACUCAAGCACCAGAAAUGGUCAGGUGUCGAUCUCAGAGAUAAAGAGGUAGAACUAUCCUCUCCUUUCAAUGUAGGCACUAAGGCAAACCAAGAUGGUUGCACAGAGAGCCAGUUUGGAAAUGCUAAAUUGUAGUGCUUCCUUAGGAUUAUUUAGAUUAGAAAUAGCUCUUUCAA